ACAGUGAUGCUUCUUCUUUUCGGCUCUUCAUAUCUCUCGGCCUCCAAGCGAGCAGCGCUCCUACAGCAGAUUCAAGCCCUCUGCGCAGACAUAAUCUCUGUCGAUGCGAACUACGUGCAUCUUAUUUCAUGCAAGUCGGAGACAUCUGAGUUGGAGCUUAAUGACCUCUCAUCGUCUUCGCGCCGCGUCUUGGACACGCUACUGGCUUAUGGCGACGACAUCAGGCUUCCUGGCACGACAGAGGCCUUCAACUCACGAUGCAACAUCUCGUUCGUGCUACCGAGAGCUGGAUCCAUCUCACCGUGGUCUAGCAAGGCUACGGAUAUUGCCCGCAUCUGCAAUCUUGGAGAUCAUAUCGACAGACUCGAGCGCGGUGUUGCCUUCGUCCUAAAGACGUCUUCAGGACGUUCUAUCACUGAGGAAGAAGUGCAACAUCUCUUCUACCUUAUCCAUGAUCGCAUGACACAAACUAUUUGUCUCUCGGUUCCCCAGGAGGAUGUGAUCUUCGAGCACAAGCACAUCAGUCCGCUGCGCGUUGUGGACCUCCAGAGCCAAGACUCUGUCGGUACUUCUUCUCGGGAACGUUUGAUCGCCGCCAACAAGGAACUCGGCCUCGCAUUAUCGCUAGAUGAGAUAGACUACCUCAUCGACGCGUUUGUUUCUGGUUCCUCACCCAUCAAUCGUAAUCCCACGGAUGCCGAGCUGUUCAUGUUCGCUCAGGUCAACUCCGAACACUGUCGUCACAAGAUCUUCAAUGCGUCAUGGGAGAUUGACGGCAGGAAACAGGAGACAUCUCUCUUCCAGAUGAUUCGGAACACGGAAAAACUGAACCCUACUAGUACCAUCUCUGCUUACUCCGACAACGCUGCCGUUUUCGAAGGUCACUCUGCACCCCGGUUUGGCGCCACUAACUCCAGACCAGAUGCGGCGAAUCCCAACGCACCGAAUCUGUAUCAGUCGCACAUCGAGGAUAUGCCCAUUCUCGUCAAGGUCGAGACCCAUAACCACCCAACGGCCGUCUCGCCGUACCCGGGAGCAGCCACCGGCUCUGGCGGUGAGAUCCGUGACGAGGGCGCUGUCGGUCGAGGAUCAAAGCCAAAAGCCGGUCUGUCGGGCUUCACGGUCUCCAACCUGCUUAUACCCGGUUUUGAGCAGCCCUGGGAGACAGACUUCGGCAAGCCACCGCACAUCUCUUCCGCCCUCGACAUCAUGAUCGAUGGACCACUGGGCGCGAGCGCAUUUAACAAUGAGUUCGGUCGCCCAGCUCUCGCGGGCUACUUCCGUACUUUCUCAGAGAGCGUUCCCAUUAGCGAAGACGGUGUUCGCGAAGUUCGCGGGUACCACAAGCCCAUCAUGAUUGCCGGUGGUCUCGGUAACGUCCGCCCACCAUUUGCGAAGAAGUCGAGAAUCUCGCCCGGUGCCAAGGUCGUCGUACUCGGAGGACCUGGGAUGCUAAUCGGUCUUGGAGGUGGUGCCGCUAGCAGCCAGGUCUCUGGAGCGAGCUCCGCGGAGCUGGACUUUGCCAGUGUGCAGCGCGACAACGCCGAGAUGCAAAGGCGCUGUCAGCAGGUCAUCGACGCGUGUGUCAACCUUGGCGAUGCCAGUCCGGUCCAGUCCAUUCACGACGUUGGUGCUGGUGGCCUCUCGAACGCUCUUCCAGAACUUGUCCACGAUUCUGACCUCGGCGCCACCUUCGAAAUUCGCGAUGUCCUUGUCGCGGACUCGGGCAUGUCCCCCAUGGAGAUCUGGUGCAACGAAAGCCAGGAGCGCUACGUUCUCGCGAUAUCGCCUGAGAGCGAAACCCAGUUUAGGGCCCUUGCGGAACGCGAACGGUGCCCUUUCUCUAUCGUCGGUGUUGCGACGGCCGAGGAAGAACUCGUCGUCACGGACCGCCUGCUCAAACAGGAUGUCAUUCGUCUUAAGAUGUCCACCUUGUUUGGCAAGCCUCCGCAGAUGCACCGCACUGACAACACUCGUUCAAUUGCUGGCGUGCCCUUUGAUGCCACACUGAGCAAGUACCUACCCUCUACUCGCGAGCGUCUAGCAGUCGCCAUCGACCGUGUCCUCCACUUACCUUCCGUCGGUUCGAAAUCGUUCUUGAUCACUAUUGGUGACCGCACUAUCACCGGUCUUGUGACUCGGGACCAAAUGGUCGGCCCAUGGCAGGUGCCCGUCGCAGACGUCGCCGUCACUCGCACGUCUUACGGCUUCGAUGUUAAGAGCGGCGAGGCCAUGGCGAUGGGCGAACGCACCCCUGUUGCGUUGCUAAAUCCUGCCGGCUCCGCCCGAAUGGCCGUUGCCGAAUCUCUGACAAACCUCAUCGCUGCCAACAUCGGUGAUCUCGAUCGCGUGAAGCUCAGCGCAAACUGGAUGUGUGCUGCCUCGAAGGCGGGAGAGGGCGCGGCGCUGUACGAAGCUGUCAAGGCCAUCGGCAUGGACCUCUGCCCCGCCCUUGGCAUCGGAAUCCCCGUUGGCAAGGACUCUAUGUCGAUGUCGAUGAAGUGGAAGGAAGGCGCAGAACAGCGCGAAGUCAGCGCACCGUUGUCGCUCAUCGCGACCGCUUUCGCUGCGGUCGAAGACGUCUCCGACACAUGGACCCCACAGUUGCGCACGGACAUCAACGAGCCUACCAUUCUGGCCUACUUCGAUUUGGCUCAUGGCCGGCAGCGCCUUGGUGGUUCUGCUCUUGCUCAGGUGUUCAAGGAGAUCGGCUCCGAGGCACCCGAUGUCGAGGACGCGGCCCGUCUCAAGGCGUUCCUCACUACCUGCCAGUCUGUCAAGACUGAAAAGCCCGAUCUUGUUCUUGCUUACCACGAUAGGUCCGACGGCGGGCUUUUCACUACUGUUGUGGAGAUGGCCUUUGCUGGACGUACGGGCGUUGAGAUUUCGCUCGACAAGGCUCUUUCCGACGGACAAAACUGCGUGCCCCUGCUUUUCAACGAGGAGCUCGGAGCUGUCGUGCAAAUUCGCGAAAGCGACUUCGGAGCUCUCAGGACCCACUUCGGUCAGGCUGGCUUCCGCGAAUCCGCUAUCUACCCCAUCGGACGGGUCUCGCACGAUCGCACAAACCAGAUCAUCACAAUCAGCUACAAUUCGGACGUCCUCUUCAGCAGCACUCGCGCGGCACUGCAGGAAGCCUGGGCCGAGACCUCGUACAAGAUGCAGUCGCUCCGCGACGACCCUCAAUGUGCUGAGAAAGAAUUCGCCCUCAUCAAGGACGAAAAGCACACCGGCCUCUUCUUCGACCUCACUUUCAGGCCCGAGCCACUCCGCAGCCUCUUCAGCCGGCCCAGUGUAGCGAUCUUGCGCGAGCAGGGUGUCAACGGCCAGAUCGAGAUGGCGUGGGCCUUCACAGCGGCGGGCUUCGACGCCGUCGACGUGCACAUGUCCGAUAUCCUCAGCGGGCGCACCGACCUCGCGGACUUCCGGGGGCUCGCCGCGUGCGGCGGCUUCUCGUACGGCGACGUCCUCGGCGCGGGCAAGGGCUGGGCGAACUCGGUGCUCCUGAAUGCGCGCACGCGCACCCAGUUCGCGUCCUUCUUCGCGCGUGCCGACACGUUUGCGCUCGGCGUCUGCAACGGCUGCCAGCUCAUGAGCAACCUGCGCGAGGUCGUCCCCGGCGCGGACGCGUGGCCCGACCUCAAGCCGAACCGCUCCGGCCGCUUCGAGGGCCGCGUGUGCAUGGUCGAGGUCGUCCCCGGCGCGGUCACCGCCGCGUCCGUCUUUCUCCACGACAUGGCGGGCUCGAGGCUCCCCGUCGCCGUCGCGCACGGCGAAGGCCGUGUCUCGUUCCGCGAGGCGGGGCAGCGCGCACAGCUAGAGACGGCCGGCCUCGUCGCGGUGCGCUACGUCGACCCAGCCGGUGUACCGACGGAGGUCUACCCGCUGAACCCCAACGGCAGCCCCGGCGGCAUCACCGGCAUACAAACUCCCAACGGGCGGGUCCUUGCUCUCAUGCCUCACCCCGAGCGCGUAGUUACUUUGGAGAGCAACAGCUGGUACCCUGCAGAGAUGGCGGAGAGCUGGAAGGGCGUUGGCCCGUGGUUCAGGUUGUUCCAGAAUGCACGCCGAUGGUGCGGAAACUAGCGCAAGGAAUUGAAAAAAUAACAUGUAGUUAUUGCCUUACGGUCGUGUAUUAUUAUCCCCAAAAGUAGCAUUCCAAUGCGCAUACAUAUAGUUCUUCUAUGGGUCGUGGCGACAGUCAGUUACGAACGUCAUUGUUUCAUGGUGUCCAACAGUUUCCAGGAGCACUGAAUGCCAAAGGUACCUAUACGAAGCAAUGGGAAAGGUUUUGCAAGAAUAUCCUAAUCCUGGGAGAAAGGAUAAACGAUGGGAUUAGGCUAGAGAGUGUUAUGCUGUCCGAAUGCGACGCUUCUACGAUAAUGGAGUCCGUUGGGAGUUGAUUUGAUACAUGCGGCGAUGAUGGUGGCGAAGUCAUGCGUGCUCAGGAGGAUAAAUGAUGCAAUGGGUGAGGGGGUAUGGUAGAUGCUAACGUAGAUAGAAAAGAUAGGUAAGUAGACGUCGUUGAGCAGACGCCAGGGUAGCGUUCAGGUCACUCCCGCAAUUAACGCAUAAAACCCCCCUGCAUUUCGAGGGCAGGUUGGCUGUACUGCGCUGCAGGAGUAUCUUGGACCUUCUCCUCCGGUGUGCUGUUCUUGUCCGCGGCGGCCGUAGCGGCAGUCGGGUCGCCGAUACCGGCGCGAGUUCCCCAGCCGGUCUGCCACGAGUUAUAAAUAGACGAAAACAACGACUUCAAGAACGCAACGCACCUCGUGCAACGUGAGAAGAGCAUAGAUCUUCAUCACGGCAAAGUAGUAACCGAAGAGGAUGAAGGCAGGGAUGUAGAUAAUGUCCUGCGGGCGAUACCACAGGUGUGGCAGCAAUUUGGCUGACCGUGUCGCCAACAGCCAUACGAAAUAGGACACUAUCACGUUCCUAAGGCCAAGUAAGCAUA
This is a messenger RNA of Phanerochaete carnosa HHB-10118-sp, 4954 nucleotides long. RefSeq lists its product as uncharacterized. The record is from RefSeq and is a predicted model, not a curated record. Gene Ontology annotation, biological process: 'de novo' IMP biosynthetic process. The transcript has a single exon. Gene Ontology annotation, molecular function: phosphoribosylformylglycinamidine synthase activity. Bases 7 to 4086 code for a protein of 1359 amino acids. Lineage: Eukaryota; Fungi; Basidiomycota; Agaricomycetes; Polyporales; Phanerochaetaceae.